Coprinopsis cinerea okayama7#130 is the source of this 207-nucleotide messenger RNA. RefSeq lists its product as hypothetical. The transcript has 2 exons. NCBI's taxonomy places the organism in Eukaryota, Fungi, Basidiomycota, Agaricomycetes, Agaricales, Psathyrellaceae. The record is from RefSeq and is a predicted model, not a curated record. The coding region runs from base 1 to 207 and encodes 68 amino acids.
AUGACCACAAAACGCGACAGGUUCUACAAGUCCUCGAAAGGCCAUUUCCAGGAUAGCACAAUUUCGACGAAUCGGCGAGGAGGGAUUGACGGUGCACCUGGUUGGCAUUCGUCGUGUACGGCCCAGACGACCAUGACCGAGGUUGCUGGGAGGCAUGGAAGCGCGCACGCCGGAAUCGGAAACGGCGAGAGAUUGCAAGGACUUUGA